This is a messenger RNA of Nicotiana tabacum (common tobacco), 1435 nucleotides long. Its product is annotated as putative NAD(P)H dehydrogenase (quinone) FQR1-like 2. Gene Ontology annotation, cellular component: membrane. Gene Ontology annotation, molecular function: NAD(P)H dehydrogenase (quinone) activity; FMN binding. Lineage: Eukaryota; Viridiplantae; Streptophyta; Magnoliopsida; Solanales; Solanaceae. The record is from RefSeq and is a predicted model, not a curated record.
ACUUCGAGGUUGACAGCAAGUCAGCACUUGCCAUCGAAGCUUCUAUCAGAAAAUUCUAAAUUCAGAUAUCUAAGAAAAUUCCAAAAAACCUCAGGAAUUCUAGUCAACUCUACUUGUGAUAACCCCAAUUGGAAAAAUUAACCCAAGAUAUAAUCUCAAAUAGCUAAAAGUGCUUACUAAAAUCCUCUAUUCAAGAAUUGCAUACAAUCUGUUUGGAGAAAAAACUGAUAACUUAGUCUAUUACAGAUGAUUCACAAGUCAUAAUUAGAUAAAGGGUUGUGAGUUUGUGACAAUUUUUGGUUUCUUGAUUAUGGGUAAAGGAGGAGGCUGUAUGCCAAGCAAGAAGAAGUUUCCUAUAAAUGAAUCAGCAGAGAGACCAGCAAGUCAAACUGAAGGAACUGAUGUUACAGGCUCAGAAACAGAGGGGUCCAAGAAAUUGAGAAUAUUUAUUGUGUUUUAUUCAAUGUAUGGACAUAUUGAAAGCUUGGCAAAGAGAAUGAAAAAAGGGGUUGAUGUGAUUGAAGGUGUUGAAGGGGUUCUUUAUAGAGUUCCUGAAACAUUGACAACAGAUGUUUUGGAAAAAAUGAAAGUCCCACAAAAAGAUGAUGAGAUUCCAGUAAUAUAUGUGGAUGAGCUAGUUGAGGCUGAUGGAUUCUUGUUUGGAUUUCCUACAAGAUAUGGAUGUAUGGCAGCUCAAAUGAAGGCAUUUUUCGACUCGACGGGGAAGUUGUGGAGAGCACAAAAACUUGCUGGAGUGCCUGCAGGUUUCUUUGUGAGUACUGGUACACAAGGAGGUGGCCAGGAGACCACUGCCUGGACAGCAAUUACUCAAUUAGCUCACCAUGGGAUGGUCUAUGUUCCAAUAGGAUACACAUUUGGAGCAGGGAUGUUUAGAAUGGAUUCAAUAAGAGGAGGUUCACCAUAUGGAGCUGGAACUUUCUCAGGAGAUGGUAGCAGGGAACCUAGUGAACAGGAGUUGGCGCUGGCCGAGCACCAGGGAAAGUACAUGGCAAUGACAGUUAGGAGAAUGGCUCAGCACCAUUCAUUACCACCAGAUAAUCACAGCUGCUGACGCUUUUAGAAACGGGAAAAGGUUGGAGUUGCUAGAGUCGAGGACAAAUACGAGACGAUUUGAUAACAACGAGGAUAUGAAUGGCUCCAAAGUAUAACAUAGGAGAUAAUUAAGAUAUUCCAUAUAGUAGAGGUGUUUUUUAUCCGUUUCCCUUUACAAACACCCUACAUGUAAUAUUUGUACAUUCUUUGAAAACACUUUCUACACUGUAUGUAUCAAAAUCUGUGUGUCUCUGGAAAGUCAUGUCGUUUCAUUUAUUUGUAUUUGAUCUUUAGAUCCUACGUGGGGGUGGAGAGGAUGAAAGUUGAUGUGCUAUAAAUACUGAAUUAUGGUUUCUGAUCCAUUUGUUGAUAUGUUUUUGCC